AUGUAUUCGGCAAAGAAUCGAAAAACGGUAAAACCAAUUGAACAAAAGAAUCCAAAUACAAUUAUUCAGAAUCAUGUUAUGAAAAAUACCAAUGCGGCCAAUGUUUUAGUUGCUGAGUAUGAUGUCAUUCAUAAAGAAAGACCAAUAUCAUGUUGGAAACGUGAUUUAAUCAUCCCUCGAUGGUUGUUGUUAACAUUAGUUACAUUGGGUAUUCUCGCCAUCGCUGCAUUUCUGAUCUUUACAUUGAUUGUUACUUUGCAAAAGUCAGGAAAUGGAGGACCGUGUAAAACGAACAGUAAUUGUCGACAAGAUCUUGGUUUAAUGUGUAACAAUUAUCGUUGUGGAUGUGCCUAUUCACAUUUUUGGAGUGAAACAUAUUUAACAUGUGAACGACGACGAAUGAUCAAUCGAACGUGUGUCAAUGAUUCCGAAUGUGAUAUUUUAGCAAGUCUUCAAUGUUUCAAUGUUACAUUAAGUAAUGGUGAUAUUCAACUUCAAUGUCAAUGUAAAGCGUCAUUGAAUUGGGAUGGUGUUAUUUGCAAAGAUCAAGGUCUAUACAAUGAUUCAUGUUUAACCGAUGCAAAUUGUGAUACGACACGAUAUUUAUAUUGUGAUUUAUCAUUGGGAAAAAUAUGUCAAUGUAAUGCAUCGAUGUUUUGGAAUGGAAAAAAAGGUUCAGGCACAUGUGAAUAUAAAAGAACGGUAAAUCAAUAUUGUUAUCCAUAUGAUGAUAGUUGGUGUGAUUAUUCUGCUCCAAUGGGUCAAGGUCUAACAUGUGCCAAGUAUUCCAAUCCAUAUGGAAGUGAAUAUGGUGUUUGUCAAUGUGGAUCAACACAGUUCUAUAAUGGUACACCUUCAUUAGGUAAUGGUUUUUGUGAACCAUUACGAACAUUCAAUAAAUCAUGUGCAGCUACUUCAAAUUGUGAUUAUCGAAAGAAUUUAGUAUGUACAAAAAAUCUCUGUUCAUGUCCAUUAAGUACAAACUAUGAUCCAUCAGUUACUGUCUCUGCUGGUGUCACAGGUUAUUGCAAACCAGCAGCAACUUAUCGGGAUAAUUGUACAUCAAUUAUUCUAUGUAGUACAUCACAAGGUCUUUAUUGUGAUUAUACGAUUUGGGGAUCAUCAACAGUUGGUCAAUGUUUAUGUAAUUCAAGUUUUACGUUUUGGGAUGGUUCAACAUGUGCAAAUAAAUUAUCUAUUGGUGGAAAAUGUACAACAACUGUUGAAUGUAGUUCAGGAGAUGGAUUGUUUUGUAGUAAUUAUUCUCAAUCACUAGGCACAUGUGAUUGUGAUAAAAAUCAUUUUUGGAAUUAUACUUGUAUUCAAAAACAACUGUUCAAUACCAGUUGUACAUCAUCAUAUGUUUGUGAUGAUAAUCGAGGUUUGUUUUGUCAAGGUACAGGUGGUGCUCUCUUUCAAAAAUGUGAUUGUUUUAAUAUAAGUUAUGUAUGGGAUUCAUUGUAUGUUACGAAUCAUUCGAAAACAUGUGUUUUAAAAAUGGGAUUUGGUCAAUCAACAUGUUUUGGUGACAUGGAAUGUCAAGAUUAUCGAUAUUUAAAAUGUUUCAAUGGGACAUGUUUAUGUAAUUAUGAUAUGUAUUGGGAUGGAAAUGUUUGUCAAGAUAAACGAAAUCAUUCAGUUGGAUGUACAAAUACAUAUGAAUGUCGAGAUUUCUCACCAGUGAAUUUGAUUUGUACAACGACAACAACAGGAUUGAAAGCAUGUCUUUGUAAUAUAUCAUCAUAUUGGGAACCAUGUACAGCAACAUGUUUAAUUGCCAAACAUCGUCAUGAACCUUGUACAUUAGUAUCAAAUUGUUCAACACAAGAAUGUUCGAAACUUGAGAAUUUACAAUGUAUAAAUGAUAGUAAUUCUAAUCAAACCAAAUCUGGUUGGUGUAAUUGUACAAGUAUUCAAUGGUGGAAUGGAACAUAUUGUCGUGAUAAAGGCAUUCCUUCUUGGGGUGCGAAUGCGAGUGCUGUUUGUAAUGCGACAUAUCAAUGUGCAGAUUAUAAUUUAGUUUCUUGUCCAUUUGGUUCAAGUUCAAUAGCAUCUGUUGCUACAUGUGAAUGUGCAACAACGAAAUAUUGGAAUGGAAUCACUUGUAUUGAUCGAGUACUGUUUGGCCAAUCUUGUACAGAUUGGACAUUUAAUCCAGUGAACACAUCAACAUGUUUAUCAGCUGCUGGAGCGGGUCUGAUAUGUCAACAUUCGAGUGGUUAUGGUAAUGGAACGUUUGCAGGGACAUGUGUAUGUCCAACUAAGGCACAUUGGAAUGCAACUUUUUCGAUAUGUGUUUAUUAA
This is a messenger RNA of Adineta ricciae, 2304 nucleotides long. Lineage: Eukaryota; Metazoa; Rotifera; Eurotatoria; Adinetida; Adinetidae. The record is from the annotation of a GenBank genome assembly.